AUGGCCACGUCAGCUCUUCUCAACUACGACGUCCUGCUGGAAAUUCUCUCAGUCUUCCUGAAAACGGCAGGGCCCCUCGUCGGUGAUCCCAAGGCGAAACGCUAUUUUGACCUUGCCCAAUGCGCUCGCGUUUCAAAGGCUUUCAACGAGGUAGCAAAUCGGAUACUCUGGCGAAGACUUCCAUCCGUCAAACCGUUGCUCGAUUUGCUGGAACUACAAGUUGACACCGGCUAUGUGUCUCAUAUGCAAGGGACAUCAUAUGACGGAGAGCCUUCGAGUCUUCCAGGGAUCCCCGCCUUAAACUAUGUUGGGACUAUUGGCGUACCUGCUCUGAAGUCAUUCUGUCGCUACUCCGUCUGGGUGCAAGUCAUAGCUCCCGAAUACCUUCCAGGAUCGGCCGCUGAACACGACGAGCCUGUCUACAUCAUGCCGCCUGUGUGGCAAGAACUCUCCCGGCUCAAGCAUACCCCUCUACUCCCGGCUUUACGAUCCUUGGAGUGGAACAUGUUUAACGCAACAGAUAAUGACCUUUUCCUCCUCAUCCCGCCCACUCUGCGGCGACUCCACCUCAGUAUGUAUCAGUCAAUGUGGUAUUCACAGCAACUGUGGGACGGCAUGAUGCUCACGCUUGGACGGCAACUCGCUCAUCUCGCCCCUUCUCUCACACACUUCACUGCAUCGACACCCGCCGCUGCUCCCAUCCAUGGACUCUUCUACGAGUUCUGGCGUUACGGGUCGCUCAAGGUGAUCGACCUCGGCCGGCUGCCACCCAGCCACGCCAUCCCGGUCCACAAUCUGAGCAAUUUCCAGCUAGAGAAGGUCACACAGCUCGAAGAAAUGACGAUCGCGCUCAUCGUCGAUCACUCUGAGGAACGCCCCAGUACAAAGCCAUGCACGCACCCCACUCUACAGUCCCUCUCCAUCGUCGACUUCGCGUGGCACAGCGACGCCAUCACCAUCUUCCGUACCCCGGCUGUGCGCACGCUCCGCGUCAAUCACCGCCUGUCGAGCCACUCGCCCGUCGUUUACGAGCCCAUCGCAUCCGCGAUCGCGCACACAUUCCCCGCCCUCACCGCCUUCACGCUCGAGUUCGCCCCGUCGAAGCAAAGAAUCCAGUUCCGAGCCAAGCCGCCGCCCUUCACGCGAUGGCUCGAGCCGCUCCUCACCGGCCUCACCGGCCUCACCGACGUCGACCUGCACUUUUCCCCCAUCUUCUCCAUGGCCGACGACGCGAGCGUCGCCGCGCUCGUGGAAGCGUGGCCGCGCCUCGCCCGUCUCCGCCUCCGCCUGUCGCAGGGCCGCGCUCCCGCGCGCCGAUGGGUCCCCGGGAUCGGUGCGCUCGUUGGCAUCGCGCGCGAUGCGCGCAGGCUGCGCGAGCUGCGCUUGAGCCAUCUUCACUGGCGGAAGAAGGCUCUGGACACGGCGCUGAAGGAAGAACAGGAGCUGGGGGCGGAGGAGGACGGAGAGGAAGGGUCGCGCACGGGCCGCUCGCUGCUGGAGUUGCUGGAGGUCGAGACGUGCAUUAUCGAGAAGGCGCAGGACUUCAGUCUGCGGAAGGUCGAGUUCUUUGAGCUUUUGGAACGCUUGUUUCCGCACGUGGAUAACGUUCGCUCGGCGGUCGGGGUUUCGAAACAGUGGUCGGAGUCGAGUUGA
Messenger RNA from Epithele typhae, 1653 nucleotides. RefSeq lists its product as uncharacterized. The transcript is spliced from 2 exons. The record is from RefSeq and is a predicted model, not a curated record. Bases 1 to 1653 code for a protein of 550 amino acids. NCBI's taxonomy places the organism in Eukaryota, Fungi, Basidiomycota, Agaricomycetes, Polyporales, Epitheliaceae.